Molecule: messenger RNA, 833 nt
Organism: Halichondria panicea
Lineage: Eukaryota; Metazoa; Porifera; Demospongiae; Suberitida; Halichondriidae
Product: cilia- and flagella-associated protein 299-like
Exons: 6
Coding region: 18-761 (247 amino acids)
Source: RefSeq, a predicted model, not a curated record
UUCUGAACUGUAUAAAGAUGGCGGCUACUGGUGAGGAAGCUAGUAACAGCGCUGCAGACACUAUAGUCACCGAGUAUGCCACGUAUGAGGAUAACCUGGACUCUCAAAUAACACCAACUGAUCUGUUCUACCUGGAGGACGAGGAACUAGCACGUCAGCUAGUAGAGCUAGGAUAUCGUGGAUCAGGGGAAGUGCUCAAGAGAGAAGACUUUGAGCUCAGGAAAGAAGCGGCUGCAGCCAGUAAGCUAGCACGUCGAGACCAGCUGAGAGUGUUGUGCAGUGCUGGGAAGGACCUGCAAGGAUCAGUGUUCCAGGAGGGGCUGGCUCAGAGGGAAGAGACUAACAGAAACGGGAAAAUUUCAUCAAUUAUAUUUAUUCGGGACAGGAAUGCCAAGGGUCAGGAGAUAUCAGGAUACAUUGACUACGCACAUCGACUCAAGGUGGAUGAUUUUGACCCCAUAUUCUCGUCACGGAAGAAGCUGCUCCCUAGACACAGUGACUUGAGCUUCUAUAACUGGGACACUAACUUCUCCUCGUCCAACUCCACUCCUAAUUAUCAGGUGAUUGCAGACAAUGCCUCAGGUCUGCUGUUUAAGAAUAAACGAGACAGAAAGAUUAUUAACGUUGACCCAAAGGUACAGGCUGUGUGGGGUGUGUGUGUGUGGGGUGUGUGGGUGUGUGUGUGGGUGUGUGUGUGGGUGUGCUGUGUGUGUGUGGGGGGAAAUAAUUACAAAUUAAGGUACAGCUAUAGCGUGCAGUAGAACUAAUAAGUGAAUUGAGGCCUCAGAUUCAAAGCUGACAGUGAAGAUUAGAAUGAACUUUGUACAGCACGU